CGACUUCAUUGCAAAGAUUAAAAUAUAGGGGAAUGCAAUGCGCACAUCAUUCAUAUCAUGGGUUUCGUCACCAUUGUGUUGGUUUUACUUCUUCCAAAUUCAGUGCGCUGCUGGUGUCGACCCAAUGAAAGGGCUGACUUGAUUUUUAUAUUAGAGGAAUCUUACAGCACAGCGCCCACAGAAUGGGACUACCAGAAACAUGUCGUGUCCAAGUUCGUAAACCAGAUGUACAUAAAUCCGAAUAAUGGAAUCAGAGUAGGAGUUGUCACUUACAACACAGAGCCAACAUCUCGCUUCCAUCUCAACACACACACUACCAAGGAAGCCAUACAGAGCGCCAUUAUGGCGAUUUCCACCGACAGAAAUUCGAACCUGUUCGAAAACGACACCGAUUACUCCGACAGAGCUCUCAGCUACGCGUACACGACCAUGUUUCAGGUGAAUAAUGGCGACAGGUCUGACGCCCCUAACUACUAUAUCUACACUUCUGAUUCUCUGUUUGAUGACGACAAUCCGUACACUGAAGUGAAUACUAUCAGAGGUGCAGGCGAUAACUAUGUCUGGGCUAUUGGGGUCAGAGACGCGGCUUCACAAUCCAAACUGUCCCAGUCAGUAGGGGUUGACGGAAGGUACUUUACAGGGUCCUCUUUCAAUGCCAUCAAUACAGAUGACUUUGCCGUGUCGCUGUGGGAGGCUUUCAGCGGCUGUCCAAUCACAGACCCAGCCAUAGGAAAAUACUAUUGCUUUAUGGUCCCUCUGUUGUACUUUGAGGAUCCCAGUGCAGCCUCUGCCGUCACUGAAGUCUGCGAGCAAGACCAAGGCAUGAUGUUCCUGAUGCAGGACUCCCUGUUUGAGAUCAACUGCUGUGGUCUGAUAACGGCAUGGGAGUUUUAUCCGUGUACUGUAGGGAUCGUGCAGUUCAUGGUCUGGACCUUCAAAUCAGGAACGACGUACGAACUCAAGGCCAUACAGGAAGUGGAAGUCAUUGACUCUGAUCUGCAGGGAACUGUUCAGGCAUUAAACUAUACGGUUCCCGAGGACCAGCGAAUCGCCAUAGUGGCUGGGGAUAGGAUUGGCUGGAGAGUUUCCUCAAGCAACAUAAUUUCCUACCAAGCUUGUACAAUUUCAACUGACAGAUUUUGUCCGCAGAACGUAUACCGCACUCAAUAUUCAAAUGAACCAUACGAGUAUAUGCAAUUUGAUUGGUCAACAAAUACAGCAUCAGUUGAGAAAUUGACAGAAAGAGGCUACACCGUCAAAGUGUACGCAAAUAACAAUACCCAGGUUUCGUUUGAAGAGACCAACUAUUUGACGUCUGCCGCCGACCACUGGCCAGUGGGGACUAGUUUUACCUCCUACGCCAUCCAAGGACAAGAUUACAAAGAAAACGUUACAUUUUCAUGGGUACAGCAAAACGCCUAUAUUGAUCUGAACGAGUCAUACAGCUUUAUACAAGUAGCUCGACAACUGGAGCCGUCCGAGAGCACAAUAGGUAUGGCUGGAUAUUUGGCGAAAUUGAAAGUCCAGGACACCUGCCAAAAUUCAGCAACAGCAACUUUCAGUGUGGAAACAUUUAACGGGCCACCAGUCAUCACCAAUUUCCCCAAGGAAAUGUCUCUACCAGAAACGCAGGCCGGAAGUGAACUGAUUUACUCAGUGAAUGUGUAUGAUCCCACAGUGCCUCCGGACGCCGUUUGCUGUACCCUAGAGAGUGUUCGACCUCAGACGAGCAACUUUGAACUAAACCUCAUGAAUGGGACAGAAUUCAGAAUUUUUACAUAUGAAAAGCCAAUCUUUGCCUUCCGGGAUGUCAACUCUUACAUGUUGACUGUGUGUUGUGAGGAUGGUUUUGGAACUGUUAAAGGAAUUUUGAAAAUCGAUAUCACAGAGGUCAAAGAAAAGGAAUUAUAUACGCCUCCUUCUUGGUUCUACACCUCAUUGAUCGCCAGCCUGCUGCCUAUCUCCAUCAUGUUCAUUCUAUCCUGUUGGCUGCUGUGCUUCACCAUGUUUUGUAUGGAUAUGUGAUCCCGGAUUAUCAUCAAGAUGGACAUAAACUAUCAUAAUGUUUAAACAUCGAUAUGUCUCUGCCAUACACAUGUACAUGGUUUUACUUAGUAGUAAACUUAGUUUGCAAAUACAUCUUUAUUAUAGUGAUCUUUUGAUCAUGUCCAUAUUUCCAAAUAUUGACACCUCCAAAGCUGACAAAGCUUGUAACAACAUUGUCUUUGUAAGGCUUAUUAUUGCAACUGUAUUCUAAACCAACUUUGGCAUUAAUUCCAAAUUUGGUAAUCGUACUUACACCUCAAAUGCCCUUUCAAAAGAUGAAACUCGUUAUAACAAUCUAGUUUGCCAAUACAACCUGCCAUUGGAUCAAAUGUUUUAUACCUAUUGUUAGGUCGUUCUUUAUACACUGAUUUUGACUACGGAUUACUCCGCUGAACUGAUCAAAAUACGGGGUUUACAGCGGGUGCCAACAAGGGAUGUUUACUUCCCCUAGUCGCCUGAUCCCACCUCUGGUAUAUCGAAGGGUCCGUGUUUCCCAACUCUUAUUUUUGUACUCCCUACAGGAGUUAUGAGGUUGAGCAUUGUUCAUUAUCUUCACCUUUUCAUAUGCAUGUCCUGUUAAAAUAAAGGUAACCACGUGCACUAUCCAUGAAAGCGUUAGUUUUGGCAAAACCACGAAAUUCGUCAUCAAACCACCGCGGGUCAUGGAUGAUAUUCCUUUCGAACAAUGCCGUCAGUUCCUUAAGCUUAAAUUUACAAACAAAGGAAUAGAUGCCGUCAACAUAAGCAACAUUCUUCGUCAUAAAAGGGUUCAGUCGUGUAUUCCACCUUUAUUUCAAGUUCAGGUCUACACCCUGUAUUUCCUACAGAAUUACUUUUACUAUUGCAUCCAAACUUUAUAAUCAUAAACAAACUUUGUAGACCUAGAUAUAGACCAUCUUAUACGUAAUCCACCUACGUGUUCUUAAUUUUCAUCUUCUUUUAACUAUAGUCCAGCUGGACAUGUCAUUACUGGUGAUAUUGAUAUAGCUGAAAAUGAGGACCCCAAAUCACUUAUUUUAAAAGAUCCAAAAUACAGAGAACCUUGGUCUUUCAAAUGGCAACAGAACUUCAUCUCUAUUAUGAAUUCUGUGUAAGAUUAUACCAGGCGAUGGCCUAACUAUGAAGAAAAACAACUUGAUAUAUUCUCAGAAUGGAUUAAAAGUAUAAGAGGAAUAUUAAAAUCCCGCAUUAGACACAUGGAAAUAAAAAUACGUACCAUCUAUCCUUCUGUGUUUAGUAAACCAGAAGUAAUAAAAGAAUUGGAUAGGUUACAUGAGGAAUAUGUUUUGAUUUGAUUUGAACAUAUUUUAUUGUAUAAAUAUACAAAGGGAUUGGUUACAGGUUCUAGCAACUUAGACAACCUCUCCCGUAUACAAAAUAUAUUAUGUUAUACAUGUACAAAUAAAGAUUUUCAUACCACAGAAAA
This is a messenger RNA of Ostrea edulis (European flat oyster), 3472 nucleotides long. RefSeq lists its product as uncharacterized. The transcript is spliced from 10 exons. The record is from RefSeq and is a predicted model, not a curated record. Bases 58 to 2025 code for a protein of 655 amino acids. Lineage: Eukaryota; Metazoa; Mollusca; Bivalvia; Ostreida; Ostreidae.